AUGUAUAUAACUCCUUUUCCUGCUCCAUCACUUACUAAACUUCUCCUUCAAUGGAUUGCUUUCCUAUCAUAUCUUAGAAUUCCAAUAAAAGCAAUGGAAUUCAAUUCCAUUCAUCAUCUAUUUCCCAAAUCAUCAUCUCCUUGCUCACAUCCUCUUUUCUCCAUCAUUGUAACUCUUUACACCUUAAUUCUUCUUUACAUUCCAUCUUUCUUCAUAUCAAUAGCUUUAUCUCCUGUUCUUAAUUCCACGGGAAUCAUACUCAUUUCUCUUCUCAGAUUAGGCGUGAACAACUUACAAAAAGAAUCAAGAGUUUUAGAUUCCAGUGACAAUGAAAGGUUGGCAAAGGAAUCCAACUCUUUGGAAUCAAGAGUUCUUGAUUGCAACGACAACCAAUCCAACCUUCUUUCGUAUUCAAAAUUUUCUCCAAAAUCCAAAUCUUUGGAAUCAAGACUUAUCGACUUCCUAGCCCAAAACCAAACCCAUGCAGAAUUUGAGCCUAAAUCUGUUUUAGACUUGGAAUGUAAUGAAACACAUGUGGGGUUUGAGCAUGACAUGGUAUUGGAAUCCAAUUCCAUUGAAAUUGAAUCAUCACAAGUGAUUAAAGAAGGUCCCAUAUACGAGCCUAAAUCUUGUUUAGGCUUGGAGUGCAAUGAAACUCAUGUGAAGUACGAGCAUGUUAUGGGAUCGGAGUCCAAUUCCAUGGAAUCAACACAAGCGAUUGUAGAAGGAGGGUCAACAUACGAGCCUAAAUCUGGUUUGGACUUGAAAUGCAAUGAAACCCAUGUGGAGUUUGAGCACGACAUGGUAUUGGAAUCCAAUUCCAUUGAAUCAUCACAUGUGAUUGAAGGAGGGCCCACAUACGAGCCUAAAUCUAGUUUAGACUUGGAAUGCAAUAAAACCCAUGUGAAGUACGAGCAUGACAUGGGAUUGGAAUUCACUUCCACGGAAUCACCACAAGCGGUUCAAGGAGGGCCAAAAGUAAUGGAAACGGGUCCCAAAGAAGUGGAUACAACAAUGGCGUUUCUUGAAUGGAACAUGAGAGCACCAUUGGAGAUCAUAUAUGAAGCAUACGAAGGAGAAGAAGAAGAUGAUGAAGAUAGUAAUGAAAAUCAUGAGGUUUCCAAUGAUAAACAUGAUGUGGGUUGCGAAAGAUAUCCAUCUUUAUUGAUGUAUUAUCCGGAUAGUGAGACAGAUAGCUCCUCGGAUGGCGAUUUCCCCAUGAAUGAAAAGUGGGAAACACAUGAAAGUGUGUUCUUCAAAUGGGAAGAUGAAGAGGAAGAGCGGGAAGAACUUAUUGAGAUCUCAUUAGAUCAUUAUGGGAAGAGAAGUAUCGAAUGUUGUCAUGUUGAGGAAGAUAAUUUGAUUGAAAUUGACCUUUUUGGAACCAGAAGUUGA
This is a messenger RNA of Lactuca saligna, 1395 nucleotides long. NCBI's taxonomy places the organism in Eukaryota, Viridiplantae, Streptophyta, Magnoliopsida, Asterales, Asteraceae. The record is from the annotation of a GenBank genome assembly.